Molecule: messenger RNA, 609 nt
Organism: Caenorhabditis sp. 36 PRJEB53466
Lineage: Eukaryota; Metazoa; Nematoda; Chromadorea; Rhabditida; Rhabditidae
Source: the annotation of a GenBank genome assembly
AUGUGUGUCCCACUCCCGGGCCUCGAAUCGUCGAAUUUGGCGCCUGCGGACAUUCGUCGUGGCGCCCAACAUCUUCUCCGCGAGAUCACCGACUUCAUCGAGCACAAAGCGGAACUCGGGCGGCCCGUCGUCAAACUUCCGCUUUUCUACGUCGCCGGUUUCAACUUUCUGAAGCAACACGCCGAGAAGACGGGAAUCCGGGACCCGGUCCUUGAUUUUUUGCCCAACGCCGUCGAAAUGGUCCUGUUCACGGAAUGCGGACCGCCGCCGCCCGGAACUCUUCCGAUCCUCGAUGCGCGGCGAAUGCUCGUUGAGCCGGCCGCCUCCGAAACAUCGCUUCUGGCCGACGUCGCCCGAUUUUUGGGCGAUAUUCUCGAGUAUUGUCGGAACGCGGUCCAAAUCAAUGGAGGACGGACGAUGCCGCCGCUUCCGUACGCGUAUCUGAUGACUCUCGUCUGGUUCCAGGAGACGUACCGCGACGAUCCGAGCACGCAAAACUUGCGAUUGGUGGCGAGCAUUCCGCGCCUGAUGCAGGAGUAUCUUCGUCGAGCACUCGGCGAUCUCGUGCCGCCCGCCUACGUCGAUAUUGCGGCGAAUGGAUCGAAGUGA